AUGGGGAAAUGCAGACGGCCUCGGACAGCCUUCACUAGUCAGCAGCUGUUGGAACUGGAGAACCAAUUCAAGCUCAACAAAUAUCUGUCACGGCCAAAGCGCUUCGAGGUGGCCACGUCUCUUAUGCUGACGGAAACGCAGGUAAAGAUCUGGUUUCAGAACCGCAGAAUGAAGUGGAAAAGGAGUCGUAAGGGAAAAGAACAGGGGCUGUCCAAUCACAGCGACAGGAAGAGGUCGGAGGGCAUAGCACCCAGCAAGGAUGCCCAGGAUGACGAUGAGGAGGAGGAAGAGGAAGAGGAGGAGGAAGAUGUAGACUUCCAAAGAUCAGAGAGAGACACAGACAUCUUACGGCACAAUGGCCCGCUCCGCUACAGCCCAGAGUCUUUUUGCUCUGAGGAAGAGAGUGGGGCUCUGCCCUCCCCAUAA
Molecule: messenger RNA, 426 nt
Organism: Staurois parvus
Lineage: Eukaryota; Metazoa; Chordata; Amphibia; Anura; Ranidae
Source: the annotation of a GenBank genome assembly